UGCAUUUUCAAACUCAAACCGUGGCUGCGCCCUAUGUAGUUUUUCCGUAAAUCACUGUGUGCAUGCCUACGGGGACGUUUGACGAGGAGUUUCGGCGGGAGGCUCUUUAGUGUGGCUUACCUGUGAUCGCGAUUCUGCCCUUCAUUAGAGCUUGGGAGAAGCCCGCAGGGGUCCAACGGUUACGGCACAGGUUGAGUCUGUGUUUUCGGUGAUCAGGAAUGUCCAACGACACUUCAUCAACGGCUGUUCUCAUCAUCACCAAUCAACGGCUGGUGUUUCCACCGUUACCUUCUCGAAGUAUCCUGACUGUUGCCAACCGUUGUCAUCGCCAGCUGCUGCAAAGGACAAUCCAGACACACACUCAGAUUAUAUCUACUCAGGGAUUGUGCUCUGGUUACUCUCUGAGUGAGAGAGACUGAUCUGUACAUCAAUCAAUCAAGCAUGCUGGCCUGGCAUUCGUUGCACAAGUAUUCUUAUCCUUGGAGGUGUUGACCUGUCUCCCAGCUGAGCACACAGUCUCAGUGCUCCUUCUCAGGGCUCUUUUGCUCCUGAGAGGUGUGUAGAUCUACGGGCCAUGGCGUUGUCUUUCAAGUCUGCCGCUGAAGGGUUAGUUGUGAAUCGGUGGUUUCAUGAUGUUUCUGGGAGAACAUUGUCGAGUUUUCCUCCAGGUGCCGAUCUUGCAUCACCGCCCUUGGGGCAGCCUUCCGGAUGGCCGACAGAUUCUGUAGCACGCAAAUACCCUUUGCCUUGGUGCUUUCGAAGAGGCUAUGUCUCAAGCCGGUGUGUGGCAUCUGCUUUUGCACUUGAGGAUCGUUCUUCCUUCGGCAGGCUAACUAGCUUGAGAUAUGGAUGCGCAUCCAAGCUGGAAGUGAGUGCUAGAGGAGGGAGGGCUACGCGAGCAUCUCAUAAUUUGGGUUGGCGAUGGCCUUGUAUGCAUCCACUGCUUUCAGAGGAAAGGUCUGAUGACAACGGAGGGUGGAAUCGAAAUUGGAAGACACGCGCGAACCGCACGCAGAAUGUGUGUGUGGCAAUGUGCGUACACCGAACUCGUAACUCUGGUUGGCAGCGCGUUCUAAGCCAAGGUUUGGUGAAAACAGAAGAUUCCAGACGGCCGCGGGCAUGUUUUCCAUGCAGAUGCAGACUGCACACUUCUCCAUGGACGGAGAUUAACUGGGUGGAAGCAGCGAUGGAAAAACAACUUACGCGGAUGCUUGUCUUGGCAAGGGCCAAAGCGGAAGCUGGAAAUCAAGUGGGUGUUGAGGCAGAGCCAAAAAAAAAAAACUUUCAGGACCCCAAUCCUUCAAGUAGAAGUCGAAGAAAACCUCAGCGAAAGUCCUUGGCAAAGAGAUCGAAAUCGGAGCCAGCGCCACAGCUUGUAAUACAUGGAAAAAGGGUCGUAAGCCGAGAAUGCUGGGAUCCAAAAGGAGAAGUGGGUGGUACUCCCUCAGCCACUCAAGCAAGGCAGAUGGGGACAGCUCCUGCAUCUGCCCCGAAGACAGGAAAGGGAUCUGCAGGGAAGCCGAGCAAGGUCCCCAGACCGAAGAAAGCAGAAGAGCAUCUCGCUCGCACUACAGGCAGGGAUUGGAAUCGCGGAGCGGACACAAAAAACAUAGGUCUAACAAGUACAGGCAGGAAGUCGGCAAGCCUGCGAUCAUCUGGUCGAGCUGAGACACGGAGUUAUCGGUUACCGGAGAACCUGCUCGGUCAGAUUGCUGUGCCGAAGGGCCCGGAAUCCUUAUGGACAAGUAGCACUGCAGUUGAUAAUAUGGCCAAGAAGGACCCAAGAAGGGGUGGAGUAGAAGACCGAAUGCCAGUCAACAAGGCUGCUGAUCAGGUGACCAAGCAGUAUACUAACAGAAGUGCUGACAAGGUGGGGAAUGGGAUGAGAGAUGGAAAGGAUGGGGUGGCUGAUAGUGCACGGGAGAAAAUGAAUGGUAAGAACAGUGGCAAGGUCUUCAGGAAUGAGCUGAUGCCAAAUGAUGAGCGGAUGUUUUCAAGUUUUAUUGCAAAUAAGAAGAAAAUCGUUGUCGGGGGGUUGGAAAGGCGUCCACAGGAAAUCAGGGCUGCCAAAAAGGCACUGAAGAGACUGAAGCGGGUUUCUACGUUGGGGAAUGAAGAUGGUGCCGAGGCAAAAGAGAUGAAGGAAACACCUGUGCCUGGAAAGUAUGCCCACACACGCGCUAAGGGGAUUGUUGUGAAGGGCACCGUGCUUGGAGACUUCAUUCGGAAGGUGGAAGAGGAGGUCCAACAGAUGGAGGCAGAGGGGAAGGAGGAGGAGGAGGAGGAGGAGGAGGAGAAUAUGGGAGGAGAUAGUGGACCCGACCUUGUGGAAAACAUGGAGUCAGUGAUGUUAACGUCGUCAAGCACAGUGGUAUCUGGCAGCACAGAAGAUGGGAAGGCCAAAGGGAUAUCGACUGUCGAUGUGCAAAGUGAAUGCGACAGGGCAAAGGAUUUGGAAGCGGCGAUCGACUGCCAGGAGGGUCCUGGCAGUUUGCUUGAUGUACAUGUGAAAAAGGAUGCUGACGAAAUUGGCGCAGGCGCACAAACAUGUCUAGCAAAUGUGGCGGACAAAGGGAAUGCCGAUGGUGGUGGUGGAAUGAAUGACAUUGACGGAAGAAAUGGACAUGAGGCAGCAGAAGCUCCGACGCAGAAGGCAGGGUCCAUCGCCAAAGGAAGGACUAACAUGAGAAAGAGCUCCGUUUGGAGGGUCUUUUUGCUUGAUGUGCAUCCGAUCUGCUAUCGAGGGAAAAAGCCUUCAGCUUCAGCCUUUCUGAACUGGCUCAGCUUGUUUUUACGUGAUGUCAACCCCAAAAAGGACCCAGUCAUUGCGGUUGUGAAGAUUGUACGUGCAGAAGCUGAUGAUGUGAUUGCCACGCUGGCUGAGCAAGCUCUAGGCAUGGGCUUACAUGUUGUUGUGGCAUCUCCAGAUUGUGACUUCAGACAACUCUUGGGAGAGAGGGUGCAGAUAUGUUCUCCCCGUGACGACCUGCAGAGAUGGAGCUUUUACACAGAGGAUCACUUCAAAAAGCAGUGUGGCUGUACUCCUGCUCAGCAUUUCGAUACGAAGUGUCUGCUAGGCGACAAGACGGACUGCGUAGCUGGUUUGCGCGAUAUCGUUCCUGGAUUUGGGGCUGCAACGGCGCGGAAGUUGAUUCUGAAACAUGGUUCCCUCGAUGCACUUCUGUCGGCAGCAAAGGCCCGGCCUAUUGGCCGAGAAUUUAUCCGCAGUGCUCUUCUGGAUAAUGAGGAUUUGCUGAGGACCAAUCAAAGGGCACUCUUUUUGCGCAGGGAUGUUGAGGGUGUACUGCUGAAACCAGAAUGGUGUAUCGAACGCGACAUUUCAAAUGACGACAAGGCAUUUGAAGCAAUAAGGAAAGAGAUUGCGGCUCUCCCAAUGAGAGAACAACAGCAGAGGCAAGGCAUGGGCAGGACAGGACAACGAAAGGGGCAAGUAACAGGCGUAGAUUAGUGGUGGUGGUGGGCGGUGGGGGGAAGCAGUAAAGGGUUGGGGGGAAG
Chara braunii is the source of this 3516-nucleotide messenger RNA. Lineage: Eukaryota; Viridiplantae; Streptophyta; Charophyceae; Charales; Characeae. The record is from the annotation of a GenBank genome assembly.